CAGUUGGGAAAACCGCAGAGGCAGUUUGGGCAGCAUGCACGCCAAAUAUACAGUUUUCUGCGUUCUGGUCAUAGACAUAUAAUCCAUAGAUGGGUUUUGUAACCGCUUACCCUGGUAAUUUGAAUGUGAAAAUCAUGGGUACUCAAGCAAUGGAUGCCAGUCCUGAUUUGAAUGGGAACUGCCAUCUAUGGAUUAUAUUUCUAUGGUUGGUUGCUGCUGUCAAUUUGUCUUUUGCAGAUUUCAAAAUACAAUCGCGGGAAAAACGUACAGUUUGGAAAGAAAAAGCAUACUGCUGAAAAGAGAAGACUAAUCUGUCUGUAGAACCAAUAGAAUAAAACAAUUUCUCAACAACUCCCAAUUUUUUUGCUAACCGCAGCACUGAUUUCUUCAUCCGGCCAUGCGUCUCACUGAGAUGCACUGCAGAGAGACCACCAACCUGUUUUCCUCAACAUUCUUUUCACUCAAUUAACUCCUCCCACUCUAAAUCCUCGAGCGUUUUCCUCAUUGGUCGAUCUUUGAUAUUCCGCCAUAUUCAAACUUCCGCCGUCACUUUUGGUUGGGUUGAUGGAUUUACUGCAGAUUGGUUUCUUUCUUUCAUCGUCGUUGCUGUUUCAUUAUAAUUUUAUUGUUUUGAAUUAGCUAGCUAGCUUCCUACACCCAACCUCUAAAAUGGAGGAGUCGGAGGUGGUCGAAUUAGCAGUGGAAGACAAGCCGAAGAGUCGAAGGAUUUCCUCGAAGAGAACAUCCACCAUCAGCCUAGCGGUCGUCAGCUCCGAAACCUCCCCCGCCACUGUCAACAACUCCAAAAAACCUCCACUAUGCAGAGGGAGUUCCUUCACCUUUCUGACUCCAGGAACACCAUGGGACUUCAAUCUGAAGAGAAAACGCAAAGAGCCCAAGGAUGAUGACACUGUCAGUCUGUCCAGCUUUGACCUCAAAAAGAGAAAACGCACAGAGAAAAAGGAGGAUGAGGACACAGUCAGUCUGUCCAGCUUUGAUCUCAAAGAGCCCAGUAACAAGCGCGUGCGUCCACUGAGCCGGGUGUCAUCUCUGGCUAACCUGAUCUCCCCUUCCAAGAAUGGAGCUGUCCGACGCUUUGGUCAAACCAUCCAGAACAUGUCACUGCGUGGGGGUGACAGCAAGUCGCCGGGUGCGUCCCGGAAGUCGUGCAGUAAGGCAGCGGGCCCAACACCUCCCAAACGCAGAAACAGCACUCUGUGGUCCGAAACACUGGACGUUCACCAGAAGAGCACCUUCUCCACCAAAGAGAUCAAGAGACAGGAGGCCAUUCAUGAGCUAUCCAGAGGAGAACAGGACCUUAUUGAAGACCUCCAAAUGGCACGAAAGGCAUAUCACGAUCCCAUGCUGAAGCUUUCCAUCAUGACGGAGGAGGAGCUAACUCAUAUAUUUGGAGAUCUGGAUGCUUACAUUCCACUUCAUGAAGACUUGUUGGAUAAGCUUGCAAAGGGCACCGGCCCUAAUGGAACAGUGGGUCAGAUUGGACAGAUCGUCAUGGACUGGUUGCCAGGUCUUAAUGCCUACAGAGACUAUUGCAGUAACCAGCUGGCCGCCAAGGCCCUGUUGGACCAGAAGAAGCAGGACCGGAGGGUGCAGGACUUCCUGCAGCGCUGCCUGGAGUCUCCCUUCAGCAGGAAGCUGGACCUGUGGAGCUUCCUGGAUAUACCCAGGAGCCGGCUGGUCAAAUACCCCCUACUGCUGAGAGAGAUACUGAGGCAUACCCCGCCAGACCACCCUGAUGUACCCUGCCUGGAGAAAGCGAUGACCAUCAUCCAGGGUGUGUUGUCUGACAUCAACGUGAGGAAGGGAGAGUCGGAGUGUCAGUACUACAUUAAUAAGCUGGAGUAUCUGGAUGACAGGCAGAGAGACCCGCUCAUCGACAACUGCAAGACCUUGCUCUGUCACGGAGAGCUACGCAACAAGAGUGGCUCGAAGCUGCACGUGUUCCUGUUCUCUGAGCUGCUGGUGCUGACGCGGCCGGUGACGCGUAACGAGCGGAGCUGCUACCAGGUGUACCGUCAGCCCCUCCCCAUCAGAGACCUGGCUCUGGAGGACCUACAGGAUGGAGACAUACGCAUGGGAGGGUCCUUCAGAGGGGCCUUCAGCCAGGGGGAGAAAGCUAAGAACGUGUUCCGCGUGACCUCCCUGGACCCGACCCACGGCCAGUCUCACACCCUGCAGGUCAACGACGUCUUCCACAAGCAGCAGUGGCUCAACUGUCUCCGGAGCGCCGUCGACGCCCAACCCCAAAAGCAGAGGGCACCACUCCGAGAUCAGCACGGUGAGGCUACGACCAGGGCCAAGCGGCGUUCUUCUGUGGUGUCCAUGUCCGAUAUGGUCCAGGUCGAGGAGGGGGCAGAUGAGAACGACUGUUCCCAGGUCGGUGAUCCAAUCCGAGGGUGUAAAGGCACAGAGGCACUCCCCCGGUCUGAUUCUUCAAGUAAAAUGAAAAGAGAGUGGAGCCGUGGUCAGCUUCGCAGGAGGAAAGAGACCGGCGUUUAGGAGAGAGACCGGAACUGAGGAGUCCAUGGAGCCCAGGGGGGGGGAUGUCCAGCACGUGUAUACCUUCACUGCUCUGUCCAUCUUUUCUACCUUGUCUUCUUCUCUAUGGUUUUAUGUUGGACUUCGUAUUUGUAAUAUUAAUGUGUAGCCUACUUGUUCGUGAAUUUCCAUGGCACCUGUCUGUCAAGUAGUGAAUUUGCAUAGAAGAAUGUCUGAAAAUAGCAGUGAUGUACCAUGACGACCAUGUAGCAGCUAUGUCAAAACCGUCCAAUCACAUCCGUCCAGUCUGUGCACUGUAAACCAAUGAAAUUGAAGAGUUCUGUAAAUUUCCGAAAGUAAAAAGAAUUAUUGGUUUACUUUACAAGGGAAAUGAUAUGUGCCAACCAAUGUGACUGAAAAUGUUUUACAUCUGUUUUACAGCGGUUUUGUGAAUUAGUUUUUUUUUAAAUGACUAACUCUGUUUUAUACAAAAUAGCACUGUUUUAGCUCUUAAAAGAAGAAAUAUAUGUUGAUUGGAACUGGAAUUUAUUAACCACUUGUUUUUGAUUAAGUAAUCAUUUCUACUGGGUUGGUCAGUGUGUCCCUUGGUUAGUGUUUUUUUAAAUGGUUUUGUUGAGCCAUUUCUCUGUGUCCCCCAAAUGACACCCUAUGUGGCCUGGUCAAAAGUAGUACCCUAUAUAGGGAAUGGGGUGCGAUUUGGGAUGCAGGCUCUCUUUCCAUGCAGCGCCAUGUGUUGAGGUUGAUCUCCAGUAGUGUACACAGUGUAGACGACGUGCAAAUAUUUGUCAACUGUCUGUGGAGACAAAGGAUGAAAUGAGUAUGUUGUUAGGAGAAGGCUUGGUAACUCGUGGGUUGAUUCUCUACCCUCCUUCACCCAGAAGUGUGCACUCGUUCACUUCCUCACACAUUUUAAAAAGUCUUGGAUUAGUGUAAGUAUGGCUGAAGGGAGUUUCUACCGUAUUCCUUAAACCAGUCCAUUCCUUUUAAAUCCGCGAGGGAGAGUGCGCAAAGUGUAGUGUACGAGGGCAAACCUAGGGAGAAGGGUAGAGAAUUGGACCGCAACUGAGUUGAAUUAAUGGUGGGAAAGUAAGGUUUCAGAAUGAGUUCUCUUGAGAACUUUGUGUGAGAGACAUAAGUAGAACAACGAUCAACAAGUUAUGCUGUGUGCAAAGAGAGGGGAAAGUAUCACUGGAAUGCUUGGUAUGGAUACUGAAAAUGGAAAGACCAAUUAAAGAUUAUGCGAGGCAAAAUCUGCUAGAAGCUACCUGUGUGUGUGUGUGUAUUUAAUUCCUUUUCAAUUAAAAAUAAAGAGCUUUGGAUCUGAA
Messenger RNA from Coregonus clupeaformis (lake whitefish), 3845 nucleotides. RefSeq names its product neuroepithelial cell-transforming gene 1 protein. NCBI's taxonomy places the organism in Eukaryota, Metazoa, Chordata, Actinopteri, Salmoniformes, Salmonidae. The transcript is spliced from 13 exons. Gene Ontology annotation, molecular function: guanyl-nucleotide exchange factor activity. Gene Ontology annotation, biological process: positive regulation of Rho protein signal transduction; intracellular signal transduction. The coding region runs from base 670 to 2520 and encodes 616 amino acids. The record is from RefSeq and is a predicted model, not a curated record.